Medioppia subpectinata is the source of this 1274-nucleotide messenger RNA. The record is from the annotation of a GenBank genome assembly. Lineage: Eukaryota; Metazoa; Arthropoda; Arachnida; Sarcoptiformes; Oppiidae.
AAAAAGACAAUGCGUUCAAACGCCAAAUAUUUAGUGAUUAUUUUAGCCGUCAUUUGUCUAUCGCUGGGAAUUCAACGCAAAAAACUAAAACUUUUAUUAAUUGUGCACCGACACGGGGACAGGACUCCAUGGGUCCCAUACCCGACCGACCCGUUCAACAACGAGGACCAGUACUGGCCCGACGGCUUCGGUCACCUCACGAUUAAAGGGAAACAACGGAUGUACUCAUUGGGCAAAUACCUGCGCAAACGGUACGACAAUUUCUUGGGCACCAGUCCUCGGGAGGCGUGGGUCCGGAGCUCAGCCCGCGAGCGGUGUCUGGAGAGCGUGACUAUGUUGUUGGCCGGCCUCUACCCGCCCACUGGUCGCUGGGUGUGGAACCACCAGUUGGGCCAUAUCUGGCAACCGGUGCCCAUCAAAGCUGUCGAGUUUGAAAAGGACGGCAUGUUAAACCCAGACUCUAACUGUCCGAUGGCUGCCCGUGUGAUGGCACUGAUAGACAGGUCGCCGGCUGUGCAACAGUUGUACCGCAAAUAUAAGCCGUUGAUUGGGUUCAUUGAGCAGAAGAGCGGUAUGAAAAUCCGCCACUACAGGGAUGGUAGGGAUCUGUUUGACACGCUUUACGUCCAGCGCCAGAACCAGUACUCUUUGCCCGAUUGGGUCAACCAAACCGUAUGGAAAUGUUUGCGAAAAUUUCACAAAAAGGCAUUUGUGUUCGACUCGUCCAACGCUGCCAUACGAAGACUCAGAGCUGGUGUUAUACUGAAAGACAUGUGCGAUCAGUUGCGGGACUCAAUUGAUGGCCAGAAAUCUAAACACAACGUUUUUCUCUACUCUACACACGAUUCGCUGCUAUCGGUGUUGUUGUCGGCGCUCAACAUCUACAACGGCAUACCUCCGCCAUACGGAUCGACUAUUAUGUUUGAAUUAUACGAAACCAAUUGCGGGGACGAUCACAAGACAAGUGAUGGUAAACAACAAUUGUCUCCACAAUCACAACAACCAAUUGGUCACAGACUGGAAGUGCAUUACUUGAAUGUCACCGAAUCGGAAAAGUCAUACCUCCUGGCCGUCAAUGGCUGCGCGUUUGGCGCCCGAAAUGAGACAAUGGUUUGCGAUGUGAAACACUUCUUGGAUUCGCUGAAGACAUUGAUUGUCGACAAUUGGAACGACGAGUGCAAAGACACGUAUUGGAGGCGACUCUUUCGGAGCAUUGAAUUAUAGACUCAUUUUAUAUAAAGUUUGAUUUGUUUUGUCAAACAAUUUGAUAUUUU